GUUAUCAGCACAUUGAACAAACAGCUGUUUUAUAUUUUCAAUAUUGCAAUUUGUUACCAAUUGCAUGCAUCCUUCGUUUCCAACCGGCAAUUCAUUCGUCAUGAAAUAAAAUUACAAAAUGGUACAACUAUUCAAAUGUUUAUUAAAAGCUGAGAAAAAGGUUGUGCGCGCACACCUACGUAACGCGUUCAUCGACAGCCUGCGUUUGACAGUGCGUGGUGGUCACGGUGGAAAUGGUAUACCGAAAUAUGGUGGCAUUGGUGGUCAAGGUGGUUGCGUAUAUUUUGUAGCAAAAGAUGGUGUCACGCUGCGGAAUGUAGCACAGAGGUACAAAACAAAGCGUAUAGCGGCUUCCAGUGGUGAGGACAGCAGUAAAGUGCGCAUACUGGGACGACGUGGUUUGGACGAACGCGUCGAAGUGCCAAUGGGUGUGCAAAUAUAUGACGAACGUGGUCAGCUAUUGGGUGAUUUAAAUGAAGAUGAUGCGACAUGCAUUGCAGCAGGCGGUGGUGCUGGCGGUUGUACGGGAAAUAAUUUUUUAGGUACACCAGGUGAUCAUCGCACAGUAAAAUUGGAUUUAAAAUUGAUUGCCGACAUUGGGCUUGUGGGAUUUCCUAAUGCCGGUAAAAGUACGCUGCUGAAAGCCAUUUCGAAUGCGAAUCCGAAAAUCGCUUCGUAUCCAUUCACCACUAUACGUCCACAAAUCGGCACUAUAGAAUACCCUGAUUUACGUCAAAUAACUGUGGCUGAUUUGCCUGGCCUAAUUGAAGGUGCACAUGCAAAUAUUGGCAUGGGUCAUAAAUUUCUGAAACAUGUCGAACGUACACGUCUAUUGCUUAUUAUGGUAGACAUAUUUGGUUUCCGUUUAAGCGCACAGCAUGCUAAACGCGAUUGUUUGGAAAAUAUUUAUGCGCUCAACAAAGAAUUAGAACUAUAUGACGAGACGUUGUUGGAUAAACCUUGCGUGUUAUUGGUGAAUAAAAUGGAUUUGAACGGUGCUGCCGAUGUAUACAAAAGCAUAAAACCAACUAUCAAUAAUUUGGAGAGUGGCUUAGAAAAAUGUCCAGAGGAAAUUAGACCAACAAAACUAAUUAAUAUCGAACGUAUUAUACCAGUAUCUGCUAAGAACGUGAAGCGUAUCGAUGUUGUUAAAAAGGAUCUGCGAGAUGUGCUUGAUGGUAUUGCAGAACGAAAGUACGUGCCUGACCCAUUGGAAUUACGUGAGCAACUAAAAAUAAAAGUGGGCGAACGGGGACCUAAAAUAACUUAGUUUUGUUUUUAACAUAUACUUAGUUUAAUAUAUAACUGUUAUAUUUAUUUAAUAAAGUAUAUUGAAUAAGCACAUUUGCGCAUUAAACAAUAAAAUAUUAAACACGA
Messenger RNA from Zeugodacus cucurbitae (melon fly), 1377 nucleotides. RefSeq names its product GTP-binding protein 10 homolog. Bases 119 to 1270 code for a protein of 383 amino acids. The record is from RefSeq and is a predicted model, not a curated record. NCBI's taxonomy places the organism in Eukaryota, Metazoa, Arthropoda, Insecta, Diptera, Tephritidae. Gene Ontology annotation, molecular function: GTPase activity; GTP binding. Gene Ontology annotation, cellular component: mitochondrion. The transcript has 3 exons.